AUGUCUUCACUGGAAGGUUCUUCUUCACCAAAAAUGCCGGAUGAAUCCGAAUGUUUAUUAAAUGAAGAGAAAAGGUUUGUAUUUUUUCUUUUAAAAUUUUCCCUCCCUAUAUUCAAGAACAUUUUUUUUAGAUUCAAAUCACCUGAUCCUGCUCCUACACUCGAUGAGGAAGUUGAUAUUGCAAAACUUCCUUCAAUGCUCGAAGAUGAUCCGAAUGGAAAUGUUGUUGAAUGUGAUUUAGGUUUCCAAGCUCCUCGAUGGGGACCGCAACAUGCUGGAGCAAAGAAAUUGGCUUCAAUGUACUCGAAAGGUAAAUUGAAUUUUUUUCAAAAAAAAAAGAAAAGUAAAAAUUCAAAAAAACACGAACGCGGGUUUCUUCCAAGCGUGACCCACAUGUGUUUCCCACGUGCGCCUUUAAUAAAUACCGUGUUAUUAAUUUUUUCUUUUUCAGAAAAACGUCUUCAAGAAAUCGUCUCGUUAGUGUCAGCAAUUAUCCUAUUCAUAGGCGUAUUUGUAAAUUUAUUGAGAAGCUGGGAAUCUUCAAUAUGGAGUAAGUCAUUUUCAAAAAUCUUUUGUGAUUCAUUGAUUAUUCUCCAAUUUUCUAGUGUCAGUCUUGUUUUAUGCCGUUUUGGGUAUCAUGACAGCCGAUUUCUUAUCAGGACUCGUUCAUUGGGGAGCUGAUACGUUUGGAAGUGUUGAAACAUGGUUUGGGAGGGUCAGUUUGAACUAGAGUUUAGUUUCGUUGAAAUAGAAAGAAAAUUUGCAGGCAUUCAUUCGCUCGUUCCGGGAACAUCAUGUUGAUCCAACAGCAAUCACUCGACACGAUUUCAUUGAGGUAAUUGAAUUUUGGGAAUAAAAAUUUGCAUGGGGUGAUUGAUAAGAACAAGAAUCAGAAGAAUAAAAUAUUUAAUGGAACAGAGAAUGCAAUUUUGACUUACAAGAAACCUAGUAGAUCACUUCAUUUUAAAAUUUCGUGAAUUCCUCUGAAAAACAAAAAGUUUAAACAUAAAACAAUGAAGUUUGCUCUAUCGCACAAAUAAUUUAUUUAUUUUGAAUAUCCUUAAGAAAUCUCAGAUUUGUUUAAAGUUAUGUGUACAAUAGAGCACACUUGAUUGUCUAUGUGUUUCAUUUUAAUUUUUAAAGUAUUUCAGACAGAACUGCUCUCUAAAUUUUUAGACCCCUAAAAAUUUCAAAACACUCCUUUUCAAACCACAAAGUUUUUUUCCAGGCAAAUGGUGACAAUUUCAUGUUAUGUAUUGUUCCUUUAAUAGUAAUUAUGUAUCAACAAGUCACUUAUACAAAUGACAAACUUACUCAAUGGGCCUCUUUUCAUUGGUAUAUUCUUCUUCUCGGCAUCUAUGUUGCAUUAACAAAUCAAAUUCAUAAAUGGUCACACACUUAUUUCGGUCUUUCGAAGUUCGUCAUUUUCUUGCAAAAAGCUCACAUCAUUUUGCCACGUCAUCACCAUAAAAUUCAUCAUAUUUCACCACAUGCUUGCUAUUAUUGUAUUACAACUGGAUGGCUGAAUUUACCACUUGAAUACAUUGGUUCGUUUUUUUUCUCAAUUAUUUUUUUCACACAAAAUGAAAAAUUGCAGGAUUUUGGCGAAAAAUGGAAUGGGUUGUGACAAAAAUGACUGGAAUGCAACCACGUGAAGAUGAUUUGAUGUGGGCAACUAAAUUGAACUAAUUACUGAAGUAUUUUUUUCUAGGGACCAAGUCUCUUUAAAUAACAAAAUUGUGAUCUCUUUUCAUUUUUUCGCCGUCAUAUUGACAGAUUUUUUCUGAUUGACUGAGAUUUUUUUGGAAACUUUUUCUUCUUCUUCAUUUUUCUUUGUGAUAUUUUGAUAGUUUGUAUUAUUUUUUUCUUGUUCGACGGUUUUGAGUUAAUGAAUGAAUGCUUUAAAAUGUCGAUUCUUAUUUUUAUCAGACAGAAAUUCGAAUUUCCCUUAAAAAAUGCGAGUCAAUUUUCAGUCAAAGAAUUUUUCUAUAUCGGCUCGGAGAAAUGCUAAAUCAUUUUUUCCAACUGUCGGAACAAUUUUUAGCAUUUUUUAUUAUUAUCAGACUUUUUCUAGAUGUUUCCCAAACAUAAAACACAUACUUACUUACAUGUUCAUUUGAAAUGCAUUAUUUUUCAUUUCAUUUUCAAACUAUUUAUGUUGAUCUACUUUUUUCUUAUUCUUCCCGUUUUUUCGGAUAAAUUUUUAGUUUCUAAUGAAAUUUUAUCCAAUUUCACUAGAGCUUUACAAAUCAACAAAGCUGAGGAAUAUAACAAGAUUCUUGAUGAAAAUUUUGUAACAAAAGGAUGCGAUGGAAAAGAUGUUUUUGGUUUGGGACUCAUUUAUCAUCUAACAAAUAUAUCCAUCAAGUUUGUUGUUCGGGAAUUUGAAAUUAUUGACGUUGAAGAGAAACAUAAUUUGAUUUAUAAAAUAGUGGCUAACUUGAGUGGAGCAUCUAUCAAUGAAUAUAUCGUGAAAUUUAAUGAAGAUCAAAAACAAUAUCAACUCACAUCAGAAGUUCAUUCAAAUUGCAUAGAAAAUCAAUAUCUCACAAUGUUUAUUGAUAUCGAAAGAUUGAAGUAUGAAUUUAUAAAAAUAACAUUUGCCAAUUAUUGGGAAACACUUAUCACUCAAAAUCGAGAAGUCUUCAAAUCUUCGGUCACUAAGAAUUUCAACAUGACAGAUUGUUCUGGAAACUCAUAUAAUUCGGAUGAAUAUUUCGAGAAAAUCAAAAAUGGAAAUAUUAAAAUAUCGAAAGAUUGGAAAAUGAAAAAUGCUCGCCAAUACGUAAUUAUUGAAUUUGAUAUUGAAUCAUCGGAUUCUAUGAUUCACCAUUAUUUGUUGAAACAUGAUAGAAAAUCUAAUGGGGUGAGUCAAUUUUAUUUUUUGUCAAUUAAUUGACACAAAAAGUGAGUCAUUUUUGUGCAAUUUUUUCACGUUUUUGUCGAUUAAUUCCAUCUUUUUUUGCAAUUAAUUGCAUUCAAAAAUGAGGAAUUUCAAUAUGAAAUAGAAUUUAUUUGACCUCUUUUUUGAAACGUGUCCCAAAUUCACUGCUCAUUUUUUGGAUUCAUUUCGAAAUGAAAGAAAAUUGAGAGAAGACAAUUUUUUUUGUUGAUAAUUCCAACUCAUAUAGGUCACGUUUUAAAAUAUAGGUCAAAUAAAUUCUAUUUUUUAUGCAAUUAAUCGCAUUUUUUACCAAGAAAUGAAAGCAAUGAAUUGACAAAAACGUGAAAUUAAUCGCCUUAAAAGACUCACUUUUUUUGUCAAUUAAUCGCAAAAAACACGUCGAUUAAUUCGAUUGACUCACCCCAUAAUAGUUUUCUAGUUGAUUCGGUUAAAAUGGGGAAUUGUUCAAUGA
This is a messenger RNA of Caenorhabditis angaria, 3356 nucleotides long. Lineage: Eukaryota; Metazoa; Nematoda; Chromadorea; Rhabditida; Rhabditidae. The record is from the annotation of a GenBank genome assembly.